AAUACAUAACCUAUAAUUACGUAUUUAUAUUUUUUUGCUAAAUAUCGUAAAAUGACUACUAUUAAUCAAAAAGAAUACCUCAAAAAAUAUUUAGCUAUCGGAAAAGCGCCCGGCGAAAAGAAAAAAAAGAAGAAAAAGGAAAAGAUUGAAGCCAACAGGUUGAAAAUAAUCGAUGAUGAUGUUGACGUACUAAUGUCCAAAGAAAUAGAAGAUGAUAUAUCAACAGCGAAUGAAUAUGCACCUCAAAUUGUUGCGGUAAUUGAUGAAAGACCGCAUUCGUUACAAGUGGAUGAAAAAACCAACAGUAAUCUGUGGCAACCAAUAGGAGGACCUUCCAGAUUAGACAGUGACAUUCAUACGGUAAAAUUAAAUAGUUUUAAAUUAGGUAAACAAGUAAAACAUACUGACAUUAAGAAAUCUGUAUUAAAAGUAACGAAGGAAUCAGUGACUGAAAUUCAUAACAAAAAUACAAGUCAUGAUAAAAAGGACAACUCGACUGUUAUAAAGGUAAGACAAGAGAAUUAUAUCGAUCGUUACUCAAAAAAAAGUGUAAGAGAAAGGUCAAAUUCACCUUUAAGAAAACAUAAGGAUGAUGUCUCACCCCCUAGAAAAACUUACCAAGAAGAAAACUAUUCACCUCCUAGAAGAAAUGAAGAUGACGAUUAUUCUCCUCCCAGAAAAUCAGUCAAAGAUGAUAGUUUGACGUCUAGGAAAAAAGAUAAUGAUUAUUCGCCGCCAAGGAAAAAGCUAACACAGGACUCAUCCUCAAAGAAAACAAGGGAUGAUAUUUCCACUUCAUAUAAUAGAAAUAGAGAAUAUGAUGAUUCACCACCAAGAACUAGAAUUGUAGAUGAUAGUUCAUCUCCAAGAAGAAAAAACGAUGACGAUAAUUCUCCUUUAAGGAAAAGAAUCAAAGAAGAUAAUUCACCUCCGAGAAGAAAAAAUAAUGAAGAUAGUUCUCCAACGAGACGAAGAAAAUAUGAUAAACGAGUAGAAGACGAUUAUUCGCCUCAAAGAAAAAGAUUCAAGGAAGACAGAACACGAAAGGAAAUGGAAUUUUCCCCAAGGAACAGACAUAAGAGCGAUUUUUCUCCUACAGUAGUUAGAGUUAAAUCUGAAGACGGGGACAUUUCCUCCUCAAGAAAAGAUAAAAGAAAAAAAAAAUCACGAUGGAGUAAAGAAGAGUCCCCAGAAUCCUUCCUUGGUGACAAAAUGAAAAAAACUUUGGAUGGAAAACGUGCAGGUCUUCAAAACGCUAAAGAUCUAUCCAAAGAAUCAAAGUAUUUGCGUCAGAAAGAGGACGAGAUCUUUAAUAAAAUGUCAGCUGACAUCUCGGGGAGAAACGCCGCUACAGUGGUAAGAAGUAAGAAGGCUAAAGACCAAGAAGAAGAAGCCGCCAGGGCAAAGCGGGAGCAAGAAAUGAAAGAAAAAUACGAUCGUUGGGGCAAGGGAUUGAAACAAGUUGAGGACCAGAAUCAAAAAAUCGAAGAACAGUUGCACGAAAUGAGUAAACCGUUAGCUAGAUACGCCGACGAUGAAGAUCUUGAGAAAUUUCUUAAAGAGCAAGAACGUGAAGGAGAUCCCAUGUUGAAUUAUAUAAGGAAGAAGAAGAGGAAAGAUAAAGUUGCCGCAGGUAUUCCAGAAAAACCCAUGUAUAUGGGUGAGUUUAUGCCGAAUAGAUUUGGGAUUCGACCUGGGUAUCGCUGGGAUGGCGUAGACAGAUCGAAUGGUUAUGAGAAAAAAUGGUUUCAAGUACAAAACGCAAAAAAGGCCGAUCGAGAAGAGGCGUUUAAAUGGAGUACUGAAGACAUGUAAUUUUAACAUUUAUUCUCAUUGUGUAAAUAUAUGUAUUUUAAUAAAAUAUGUUGUAAUAAUA
Anoplophora glabripennis (Asian longhorned beetle) is the source of this 1876-nucleotide messenger RNA. RefSeq names its product BUD13 homolog. The record is from RefSeq and is a predicted model, not a curated record. Gene Ontology annotation, cellular component: RES complex; U2-type spliceosomal complex. Gene Ontology annotation, molecular function: RNA binding. The transcript is spliced from 3 exons. Gene Ontology annotation, biological process: mRNA splicing, via spliceosome. NCBI's taxonomy places the organism in Eukaryota, Metazoa, Arthropoda, Insecta, Coleoptera, Cerambycidae. The coding region runs from base 52 to 1815 and encodes 587 amino acids.